AUGCUUCCCCUCGGUGACGGCUCUUACUUCGCCUCGCACGGCCGUGUCACCUGGUACGCGGGCCACUCGAUGGACGCCCCAGCCUGCGGCGGGGCUAGGCCUAGCGAGAAUGACUACGUCGCUGCGGUGCCGAAGAUGCUGGCGUCCAAGUGCGGCCACCAUUUGCUGAUCCUUCACAACGGAAAGACGGUCAAGGCCAAGAUUGUCGACUGGUGCCAAGACUGCGAGGAUCACCACCUCGAUGUUAGCCCCAGCACGUUCAAAGCGCUGGCGCCGCUCGAUGUGGGGGAUAUCAAGGAUGUGCAUUACCGCGUGCUCGCCAAGAGCGGGCACUAG
Messenger RNA from Jaminaea rosea, 336 nucleotides. RefSeq lists its product as hypothetical. Lineage: Eukaryota; Fungi; Basidiomycota; Exobasidiomycetes; Microstromatales. Bases 1 to 336 code for a protein of 111 amino acids. The record is from RefSeq and is a predicted model, not a curated record. The transcript has a single exon.